CUGGUGACUCCCUUGCUUUCCGUUUCUGGUACUUGAGUUGGCUACCGCCUACUACUGCCCACAUUCACAAAAAAUGAUUGCUCAAUUGUGGGAAUCCAUCACCAUCCCACCACUAAACCAAAAUCCCCCUAAACCUCACCCUUACCCUCACAUGCCCAACACUCUCUCCUUGCUUGAUAAGCCAAUAAGUUCAAGCACCUAUGCUUCAAUUCUCGAAUCUUGCAAUAACCCAAGCCUAGGAAAACAGGUCCAUGCUCAUACUUUCAAGACUGGGUUUUUCGGGCAGGAGUUUGUGGACACCAAGUUGCUCCAAGUGUAUGGGAAGUUUGGUUGUUUGGACGACGCGGAUUUGUUGUUUGAUAAAAUGACGCUAAGAAACUUGUAUGCUUGGACAGCUAUGCUUAGUUUGUAUGUUGAUAAUGGGCUUUUUGAAGAAGCUUUUUCGCUUUUUGAGAAACUACAGUUUGAGGAUGUUUUAUUGGACUUUUUUGUGUUUCCUGUUAUAUUAAAAAUUUGUGGUGGUCUUGGUAAUGUGGAAAUAGGAAGACAACUGCAUGGGAUUUUGAUUAAAUAUCAGUUUGUUUCUAAUAUUUAUGUAGGUAAUGCUUUGAUUGAUAUGUAUGGUAAAUGUGGAAGCCUGGAUGAUGCUAAGAAAGUUCUAGAGACAAUGCUUAAAAAGGAUCGCGUGUCAUGGAAUGCCGUUGUUACCGCUUGUGCUACCAAUGGGAAGGUUUAUGAAGCAUUGAGUUUUUUUGAAAGAAUGUCUUUGUUUGAGAAUUCAAAACCAAAUCUUGUUUCUUGGAGUGCGGUUAUUGGGGCUUUCUCAAAAAAUGGUUAUGAUGAGGAAGCCAUUGAGAUGUUGUUUAGAAUGGUACGGGAAGGCAUUGAACCAAAUGCACAAACUCUAGCAAGCGUUCUUCCAGCUUGUGCUAGAUUACAGAAGUUGAGGCUUGGCAAAGAAUUUCAUGGAUAUAUCACUAGGCGUUCGUUUAUGUCUAACCCUGUUGCUGUCAAUGGAUUGAUUGAUGUGUAUAGGAGGUGUGGUGAUAUGACAAGCGCUUUCCAUUUGUUUUCAAAGUUCUCAGUGAAAAAUGUGGUUUCUUGUAAUACAAUGAUUGUUGGGUACUGUGAAAAUGGUAAUGUCUCAAAGGCCCAGGAGCUAUUUGAUCAGAUGGGUAUCAUGACUAUCAAGAAGGAUAUAAUUUCAUGGAACACUAUGUUAUCUGGAUAUGUAAACAACUCCCUAUUUAAUGAAGCUUUGAACUUAUUUAAGCAUAUUCUGAUGGAAGAUGGAAUUGAGCCUGAUUCUUUCACUCUGGGAAGUGCUCUAACAGCUUGUGCUGACACGGCUUCUUUGAGACUUGGUAGAGAGAUACAUUCUCAAGCAAUUGUUAGAGGCCUGCAAUCUAAUACCUUUGUUGGUGGAGCAUUGGUAGAAAUGUUCUGCAAAUGUCAAGACCUAACGGCUGCUCAAAAUGCUUUCAAUGAAGUAAGUGAGCGUGAUACAGCAACAUGGAAUGCUUUGAUAUCUGGCUUUGCCCGCUGCAAUCAGAUUGAAAACAUGCAGCAUCUGCUUAGAAAAAUGAAAGAAGAUGGUUUUGAGCCAAAUGCUCAUACGUGGAAUGGUAUUAUUGCAGGUCAUGUGGAAAAUGAUCUACACGAUAGAGCCAUUAUGUUGUUCUCUGAAAUGCAGACUUCAACUAUGAGGCCUGACAUUUACACUAUUGGAAUAAUUCUACCUGCUUGUUCAAGGUCGGCCACCAUUGAGCGGGGAAAGCAGGUUCAUGCACAUUCAAUUAGAUGUGGUUAUGAUACUGAUGUCUACAUAGGAGCAGCCCUUGUGGACAUGUAUGCUAAAUGUGGGAGCAUACAGCAUGCACUACUAGCAAAUAAUAGAAUUUCAGACCCAAAUUUGGUGUCCCACAAUGCCAUGCUCACAGCAUAUGCCAUGCAUGGGCACGGGGAGGAUGGAAUUGUUCUCUUUAGAAGAAUAAUAGCAAAUGGCUUUAGGCCAGAUCAUGUCACUUUUCUUUCCGCUCUUUCUUCAUGUGUUCAUGUUGGGUCGAUUGAGAUGGCUCAGGAAUUAUUUUGUUUGAUGCAGCAAUAUGAUGUCAAACCCACCAUAAAACACUAUACAUGCAUGAUUGAUUUGCUAAGUAGGGCAGGUCAGCUUAACGAAGCUUAUGAACUUAUCAAGAGAGUUCCAAUGGAAGCUGAUUCAGUGACGUGGGGCGCCUUGCUUGGUGGCUGCGUUCUUCAUGGUAAUGUUGAGUUGGGACAAAUUGCAGCAGAGAGGCUUAUAGCGUUGGAGCCAAAUAAUACUGGUAACUAUGUAUUGUUGGCAAAUUUAUAUGCUUAUGCUGAAAAAUGGUCUGAUGUAGCAAGAACAAGACAGAAAAUUAAAGACAGUGGAAUGUUUAAGAAUCCAGGAUGUAGUUGGAUUCAGGACAGGGAUGAUAUCCAUGUAUUUAUUGCAUAUGACAAGUCUCAUGAGAAAACAGAAGACAUCUAUGCUACUUUGGAUAAACUAACCCUUCACAUGAAAACAUUUGCUUUGUAA
This is a messenger RNA of Durio zibethinus, 2560 nucleotides long. Its product is annotated as pentatricopeptide repeat-containing protein At2g13600-like. Gene Ontology annotation, molecular function: RNA binding; protein binding. The record is from RefSeq and is a predicted model, not a curated record. Gene Ontology annotation, biological process: RNA modification. NCBI's taxonomy places the organism in Eukaryota, Viridiplantae, Streptophyta, Magnoliopsida, Malvales, Malvaceae.